AUGAAUUCCUAUAAUAGAUAUAGUUCUAUAUUCUUAUUAGUCGCUCUUUUAGUUUUCGGUGUAUUGUCAAACACCACCACAUUCGCUUUAACAAUCAAAGAAAAGCGUGGCUCGGAUAAUUCGACGACAGAGACCACCUGUGAAUUAAUAUUCAAUACCAAAGUAUGCUCUGCUUGUCAACAAGCAAUCCACAAAAUAAGAGAUAAUUCCGACGCUUCCUUAGUAGAUUGUUUGGCACUUUACGAUGUCAAUACCGAAAGAACAUAUGAUUUAUUAAUUAAAGAUCUGGACGCGACAUGCAAAAGUCCAUGUGAUAAUAAAAUAAUUCAAAAUUUAAAUACACAAAUACAAACGGAUUGUAAAGAUGAAUUAACAAAAUUCCUGCAAACUACGACCAAUCCUGACAACAGUUCAGAAGACAAUAGUAAUUCGGAUGAUGAUGGAACUGAUGAAAUUAUUGCGGCUGGUGAUGCUUGGAUGAUGAUUUAUAGUAUAAUUCCAUUACAUCAAAGUAUUUGCGCUAAAAAUUCUAAUGGUGGUGGAUAUAGUGUGAUUGAGGUUAGAACAGCUGCAUCAAACUACGUUUCCCGCUUAUCAAAUGGUGAAUUCACUCAAGCAAUGGUGAAUUUCGCACCACCAGAUGCUCAACUAUCUUAUGGCUCAGCUGGAGGCAAUCAAACCUAUGUCACUCUACCCGAAGAUAUUUUGUGCAGCAACUCUUAUCAAAAAAUGUCGACUCCUUGGAUCGAUUACACAAAUAAUAAUCCUUUGACUGUUGACGCGUUGCAGACAUAUGUGAAAGGUGUCAUGGCACCCAUCAUUGGAAAUUCUACUAGCUUAUGCGCAAAAUCCAGUGGUGUCGCAGGAAAGACAAGUGAAUUGGGCAUUAUGCAACUAUUGUUGAUUGUUUCCUUGAGUCUAAUUUCUUAUACAUUGUGA
Ambispora gerdemannii is the source of this 939-nucleotide messenger RNA. The record is from the annotation of a GenBank genome assembly. NCBI's taxonomy places the organism in Eukaryota, Fungi, Glomeromycota, Glomeromycetes, Archaeosporales, Ambisporaceae.